GACGCACCGGUGGCGCGUGGGAGAGCCGGGAGUGGGCGGGGCACUGGGUUUAGUAGGAGACCUGGGGGCUGGGGCUGCCUCUGGACGCGCAUCUUCCGCUUCUUUCGGUCCGUCGAUUGGGAGGAGCGGUGGCGACCUUGGCCUCCAGUGUCUCCAGCGGAGCAAAGCGGCAGCAGCGGCCAGGAUGGUGUUGCUGGGCUUACUGCAGGCGGGCGGGUCGGUGCUGGGACAAGCGAUGGAGAAGGUGACGGGCGGCAACCUUCUGUCCAUGCUGCUGGUCGCUUGCGCCUUCACCCUCAGCCUGGUCUACCUACUCCGCCUCGCUGUCGGCCACCUAGUCCAGCUGCCGGCUGGAGCGAAAAGUCCACCAUACAUUUACUCUCCAAUUCCGUUCCUUGGGCAUGCCAUAGCAUUUGGGAAAAGUCCAAUUGAAUUUCUAGAAAAUGCAUAUGAGAAGUAUGGACCCGUGUUUAGUUUUACCAUGGUAGGCAAGACGUUUACAUACCUUCUGGGGAGUGAUGCUGCUGCACUGCUUUUUAAUAGUAAAAAUGAAGACCUGAAUGCAGAAGAUGUCUACAGUCGUCUGACAACACCUGUGUUUGGGAAGGGAGUUGCAUAUGAUGUGCCUAAUCCGGUUUUCUUGGAACAGAAGAAAAUGUUAAAAAGUGGCCUUAACAUAGCCCACUUUAGGCAGCAUGUGUCUAUAAUUGAAAAGGAAACAAAGGAAUACUUUCAAAGUUGGGGAGAAAGUGGGGAAAAAAAUUUGUUUGAAGCUCUUUCUGAGCUCAUAAUUUUAACAGCUAGCCAUUGUUUACAUGGAAAGGAAAUCAGAAGUCAACUCAAUGAGAAGGUGGCACAGCUGUAUGCAGAUUUGGAUGGUGGUUUUAGCCAUGCAGCCUGGCUGUUACCAGGUUGGCUGCCUUUGCCUAGUUUCAGACGCAGGGACAGAGCUCAUCGAGAAAUCAAGAAUAUUUUCUAUAAGGCAAUCGAGAAACGCAGGCAGUCGGAAGAAAAAGUUGAUGACAUUCUCCAAACUUUACUGGAGUCUACAUACAAGGAUGGGCAUCCUUUGUCAGAUGAUGAAGUAGCAGGGAUGCUUAUUGGACUGCUCUUGGCAGGGCAGCAUACAUCCUCAACUACUAGUGCCUGGAUGGGCUUCUUUUUGGCCAGAAACAAAACACUUCAAGAAAAAUGUUAUUUAGAACAGAAAACAGUCUGCGGAGAGGAUCUGCCUCCUUUAACUUUCGACCAGCUGAAGGAUCUAAAUUUACUUGAUCGCUGUAUAAAAGAAACAUUAAGACUUAGACCUCCUAUAAUGACCAUGAUGAGAAUGGUCAAAACUCCUCAGUAUGAAGUAUAUAAAUCGUACAGUGAAAGGUUCCCUGAAAUUCUACCCCUAACUCUGAGGCAUUUUUUUUUUUUUUUAAUUACAGGGCGUCAUCGUUGUAUUGGGGAAAAUUUUGCAUAUGUUCAAAUUAAGACAAUUUGGUCCACUAUGAUUCGUUUAUAUGAAUUUGACCUCAUUGAUGGAUAUUUUCCUGCUGUGAAUUAUACAACUAUGAUUCACACCCCUGAAAAUCCAGUUAUCCGUUAUAAACGAAGAUCACAAUGAAAAAGGCUGCAAGGAACUAAUGAUACAUCACUGUAAGCUGCAAAAGCACUGAAAGAGAAUGGAGUUUAUGAAA
This is a messenger RNA of Propithecus coquereli (Coquerel's sifaka), 1685 nucleotides long. RefSeq names its product lanosterol 14-alpha demethylase (gene CYP51A1). NCBI's taxonomy places the organism in Eukaryota, Metazoa, Chordata, Mammalia, Primates, Indriidae. The record is from RefSeq and is a predicted model, not a curated record. The transcript has 10 exons. The coding region runs from base 185 to 1612 and encodes 475 amino acids. Gene Ontology annotation, molecular function: oxidoreductase activity, acting on paired donors, with incorporation or reduction of molecular oxygen; iron ion binding; heme binding.